GAUUAAUUCAGAAAGGAAUCAGAUUCCUUAGAGCAUGAGGAUGAGGGUGAUAGCUUAGUCAAAAAGCCACCUAUCAAUGUUCCUCCAAACAAAGGAAACUCUUCAUACAAACCUGUUCAAUGCAACAUUUUUAAACCUCGUUCAAUUUUACCAAAUAUCUCAAAUUUCUCAUUUUCUUUUUGAUGGAAAACACAACACUUAAAGCAGAAAACAUAAAGCCUAUUAUCCUCAAAGCCGGUGUUCCUUUAGCUGUCUCUUUGGCUGGUUUGAUCUAUGCAUGGAUCAUAACAAAGAAAAGAUUAUCAAAAGUUUCUUCCUUUUCUGAAAAUAACUCAUAUACCCUUGAAAAUGAAAUCAGUUCUCAUGAUGAUGAUGAUAAUUUUUCUUCUAUAGAAGAUGAAGAUGAAGAUGAAGAAGAAGAAAAUGAUAGUUCUAUAGAUAGUAAUGAUCUUUCUAGUAGCUUGGUGGUUCAUGAAAACCAUUCAUGUUUGGAACAAGAGAUUACUUGCUUAAGAAGCAAGAUUGAAGGUAUGAAGAUAAGAGAAUUGGCUUUAACUUUUCAGUUUGAAAAAUAUUGUGAAAUGAAAGAGAAAGAAUUUAUGCUUAAGGAAAUCAAACACAUGUUGUCAAUGGAGACCUCUCGCGUCGAGUUCUUCGAUAGAGAGAUUUCGUUUAUAGAGACCGAAACUAUUAAAUUGGAGGAUUUUGUUGUCCAAUGCCUUAAGAUUGUUGAAAAGGUUGAAUAUUGGAAAUCAGAGAAUAGGGUGCUUCAUAAGAAGGUUGAGAAGCUACUUGAGAAAUCGAAGGCGCAAUCGGUUUUGAUAAAGGAGCAAACAUUGAUGAUCAAAGAGGGAGAAGAAGAAAUCAUGAGAAACUAUGAUGAAUUGAAUAAAAGGGCUAGUGUGAUUGAUAAGUUAGAAGAUGAAAUUAGAGAAAUGAAAAUGGUUUUGGAUAAAUUGCUAGAAGAGAAGAGUGAAGCUUUGAAGAAGCUUGAAAUGUUAGAAGGUAAAGAAGAGUUACAUAAAAAGCCAUUGAAAUAUUAUUUGCAAGUUGAAUCAAGAGAUAUUAUGAAGGAAGAUUACAACAAGAUUCUUAAUGAGUUAGAACAUGUUAAGAAGGAACAUGAAAUUGAGGUUGAAGAAUUGAUUUACUUGAGGAACAUUAAUGUUAGUUUAAGGAAAGAGUUAAUGAAACAUGAAUUGCAUUGUUCUUUUCUGGAUCAUCAUCAUCAAAGUGUGUCAUGCAUUGGUUCUAGUUCUAGUUCCCAUGGUGAUCCUUCUUGUUCUAAAAAGGGAAAGUUGAUUAAGAGGUUGAAAAAAUGGGUGGAUGGUAGUGAAAAGGUUAAAGUGAAAGCAGGAGGUAAAAGCAGUAAUUCUGCUCCUUCUACUCCAAGGUUUUUCUCUAGUGCUUGAGUGAAAAUAGAUAUAAUCUAUUUCUUGGCAAAAAAGUCAUAACAUGUUAAUUAGAAUAAGUCAUUGUCUUCAUGUAGUUAUUAAUGAUACUUAAUGUAAUAAAUAAAUGAGACUUUGAUGUUGAUAA
Molecule: messenger RNA, 1539 nt
Organism: Lathyrus oleraceus (garden pea)
Lineage: Eukaryota; Viridiplantae; Streptophyta; Magnoliopsida; Fabales; Fabaceae
Product: protein CHUP1, chloroplastic
Exons: 1
Coding region: 183-1412 (409 amino acids)
Source: RefSeq, a predicted model, not a curated record